AUGUCGGACUCGGAGAGCGUUGACUAUCUCCAGCCGGGCUUCGACCCGAUGACGCUGACGAAUCCCCGUCUGCGGUCGAUCCUGGUGACGUAUAACGUGCCGUAUGCGUCCAACGCGAAAAAGCCCGACCUGGUCGAGCUGUUCAACAGCCACGUGGCGACACAGGCGAGCAAGAUCCUGGCCCGCCGUGCGAGGGCCAAGCGGUCCAGCAUGGGCAUCAUCGACGCGACGCAGGGUGGCCAGAGCCACAGCACGGCCGACGGUUUUGAUGAUCCUCCUCCGACAGAGCGAAAGCGGCGGACUGGCCGAGCAGCUACGCACAGCCCAGUCAAGCGGGAAGCUAUGACGCCGCGACACCUGGACAGCGGGCACGACGAGGACGAGGAAGAUGCAAACUACCGCCGACAGCGCCGCACAAGCCCGCGGAAGCGUCAAUCGCGGUCUACCAGCUAUCAGCCGGCUGCAGCUACACGCACGCUGCUGCGGCCGCAGUCGUCGUCGCGCCAGACGCGGGCCCGGACGCCGCAGAUCAAGCUCGAGCCCACGGAAGAGGAGCAGCCGGUGCUCCCGGCACGUUUGGAGCCGGUGCCGGUGCUCUCAUGGACGCCUCAGCCAGCCCGCAGCAUCGCUCGCAGCCACCACGUGGCGCAGAGUUCGACCGACGAGGAAGUGCCCUUUACCAACGACAAUCCCUUCCAGAGCGGCAGCUCGCCGCUGGCGGCAGCAUCGGCCGCGGCAGCAGGCCGCACGCCGCGCAGAAGAACAGCUGUCAGCCCAGAGAAGCGAUCGUCUACCGGCACAACGAUGCCAGACUCGGCAUACGCACGCCGGCGCACUGCGGACGCUGCCUUUUCCGCGUCUGCUUCGUCGUCCUUUACGCUCGUGAACCCCACAUCGCCGGCACCCGAGUCGGACGAAGACGACGACGACGAUGCCUUGGAGCCGGGCGAGGAGUUCACGCCAGAGGCGCAGCUGGAACUGGCCCAGGAGGAAGCGGCUCUGCGCGAGCGCAACGCGGCCAACGGGCGGCGGGUCGGCCGGAAGAACCGGGCUGAUGCAGCGACGUCGUCGAGACGGCGCAGCGUGCGAUCGGCCCUGGUCACGCCGCUGUGGGUGCUACUUCUGACACUGCUGGGGACCUAUGGGGCUUGGUAUCGGCAGGAAAAGAUGGCCGUCGGCUACUGCGGACUGGGACGGUCGGUGGUGCCAUUGCUGACAGAGCAGAUCGACUGGCUGAUGGACCGGUUGCCAGAGCCCAUGCGCGAGACGGUGGCCAUGGUGGAGAUGCCGCCUCGACUGAGCGUGCUGGUCGAGCCGCAGUGUGAGCUGUGUCCGGCCCAUGCGUUCUGCUACUCGGACUUUUCGGUGCGCUGCGAGAGCGGCUAUCUGCUGAAGCCACACCCUCUGUCGCUGGGUGGCCUGGUGCCGCUACCGCCAACUUGCGAGCCGGACGGCGAGCGGGCUCGACGGGUCAAGGCCGUGGCUGACAAGGCAGUCGAGGAAUUGCGCAACCGACGGGCACGGUGGGAGUGUGGCGAUCUCGUGGACGAUGAUGGCAUCUCGGCAGCUUCACCGGCCAUGGAUGUGCCGGUGCUCAAGCGGGUGAUCGCCGACAAGCGCAGCAAGAAGAUGAGCAAGGACGAGUUUGACGACCUGUGGACGGCGGCGAUCGGCGAGAUCGAGACGCGCGAAGAGGUCGAGAUCGAGCCGGAAUAUACAGCCCCCGAUUCCGGAGCCGUUUCAGACGCCCGCCUAUCGUCCACCUCGCUCGCUCGCCUUCCAUUCACGUGUGCCAUCCGCCGGUCCAUCCGACUCGGCUUCGCCCGAUAUCGAUUCCCUGUUUCAGUUCUAGUGCUGGCCGUGCUGGCCCUGCUGUAUGUGCGCGCUCGUUUCCGGGCGCGCCGGGCGAUGCUGGCUCGCGUGCCGGCUCUGGUCGACCUCGCGCUGGAGCGUCUGGCCGCCCAGAAGGAGCUCUACCUGAUCGACGAGGACGAGGGGGGGGAGAGGGGGGUGGACCGGGACGCCGAUGGUCUCCGACCGGACCCGUUUCUGUUUCUGCCGCAGCUGCGCGACGACGUCCUGCGGUCGACGCACUCGCUGGCCGCCCGGGAACGUAUCUGGAAGCCGGUGCGCGCCGUUGUCGAGCAGAACAGCAACGUGCGUGCAGGCCAGCGUGAGGGCCGCAACGGUGAAGUCGGUCGUGCAUGGGAGUGGAUCGGGCCCGUCGGAACGACGGCGCACGGCGGCGUCGCAGUGGUCGCGCAUCGACCGGACCCGACGGAGGGAGCGUCCGGGAGCGAGUCGAGCGGGUUGAGCGAGGCGAGCGAGACAGUCGAGGAGAUCGAGGAGAUCGAGGAGAUCGAGGAAGCUCGGCAACAGCGAGACCAAAUCCACCUGCUCCCACCCGAGACGGUCAGGAUGGCAACAAAACGUCGGCGCUGCAUCGACGAUGGCAGGAGUCCAGGCCGGUAUACUGAGCUGACCUCGAGACUAGAGUUGAGCUCGUCUACCAGCUAG
Messenger RNA from Grosmannia clavigera kw1407, 2517 nucleotides. RefSeq names its product sister chromatid separation protein. The transcript is spliced from 5 exons. The record is from RefSeq and is a predicted model, not a curated record. The coding region runs from base 1 to 2517 and encodes 838 amino acids. NCBI's taxonomy places the organism in Eukaryota, Fungi, Ascomycota, Sordariomycetes, Ophiostomatales, Ophiostomataceae. Gene Ontology annotation, cellular component: nuclear inner membrane. Gene Ontology annotation, molecular function: chromatin binding.